UAAAGCUGGAAGCAUCUAUUAUUUAGUUUUUUGUACAUUUACAACAAUAUGAUCGACAAAACGCCCGCGUUUACUGAGUUGGGGGAAUUUGCGAGUGUUGGUGCCGGUGGUUCCGUAGCUUUUGCCACAGAUGAUUUUUUUGCACCAUGUGAAAAUAUGAUAUCGGAUGCCGAGCCUGUAUUCGUAGCAGAAAAAUUUACAGAAUAUGGAAAAUGGAUGGACGGAUGGGAAACCCGUAGGAAACGUGUCGCUGGUCAUGACUGGUGCAUCCUUAAAUUGGCUACGAAGUGUGUUAUCAGAGGUUUGUUGGUUGAUACCGCAUUUUUCACUGGAAAUUUCACACCGAAAUAUUCAAUUCAGGCUGCCUGUUUAACCCCAGAAGAAGAAGCAUUGAUCCCAGAACGAUUCUCGGAAAUGGGUUCCGCUUGUAGCGACUGGGAUUUACAACAGAUUAAACUACUGAAAUCUGAAAAAUGGGAGGAGAUAGUGCCUUCUACGGUUUUGCUACCCGGCUACGAGGAUACCCGUCUCAACUACCAGAAGGUGGUGAGCGAUGAGGCAUGGACACAUAUUCGUUUGAACAUGUACCCUGAUGGUGGUAUAGCGAGGCUGAGGGUGUUUGGGGAGGCGAAACCAGAACCCCCACGGGAGGGUGAAAUUAUAGACCUAAUAUCAUUGCUGAAUGGAGGCACAUGCCAAGGAUAUUCAAAUGCACACUACGGCCACCCUAAGAAUAUGAUAAAGCCAUGUAAAAGUCUAAUCAUGUCAGAUGGAUGGGAGACAGCUAGGAGAUUAGACAGACCGAACAUAAUAGAAGCGAAUGAGGACGGAACCUUAAAAGUACCAGGUCAAGAAUGGGCAAUCUUUAAAUUGGGCUUCACGGGCAGAAUAAAGAAGAUAUGUAUUGACACUGCGCAUUUCAAAGGCAAUUUUCCUGACUCUGUGACGAUAGAAGGUGCACAUCUUGGUAGUGGAGCGGACCAGUAUCCGAUGUUGAACAAAACGUGGCAGAGUAUCUUGAAGCCUAAAAAGAUGUCAGCACAUGUAGAACACUGGUUUGACUGUGAGUCCGAUGUUAUAACACAUAUUAAGGUCACAAUGGCGCCUGAUGGUGGUAUCAGCAGAAUCAGGACAUACGGUAUCAUAGAAAAUUAAUUAAUCACGUGUAAUAGCUUCUAA
This is a messenger RNA of Achroia grisella, 1179 nucleotides long. RefSeq names its product allantoicase-like. NCBI's taxonomy places the organism in Eukaryota, Metazoa, Arthropoda, Insecta, Lepidoptera, Pyralidae. Gene Ontology annotation, molecular function: allantoicase activity. The record is from RefSeq and is a predicted model, not a curated record. The transcript has 8 exons. Gene Ontology annotation, biological process: allantoin catabolic process.